Messenger RNA from Schistocerca americana (American grasshopper), 1251 nucleotides. RefSeq names its product latent-transforming growth factor beta-binding protein 4-like. The coding region runs from base 1 to 1041 and encodes 346 amino acids. The transcript has 8 exons. NCBI's taxonomy places the organism in Eukaryota, Metazoa, Arthropoda, Insecta, Orthoptera, Acrididae. The record is from RefSeq and is a predicted model, not a curated record. Gene Ontology annotation, molecular function: Notch binding.
AUGGCCAGGAUUGUCCCACGACCUCCGUCACAAGACGAUAGAGGGCCCGAGAUUCCCUGGAAGUGGACUAGCCCCGAAGUAAGCAACACUGGUACAGGCGACAGCUAUGGUGGAGUGGCGGCAGAUUGCGGAGGCUGGCAGAACGGCUGGUCCUGUAUUGGAGCAAGUGAGGACCCGCCCACGGAGAGUGAGGAAAGGAGGGCACCGGCUCCACGUGAAAAUCGCAGGAGCCACUGCCCCGGCGCCCUAUUCUGCAAGAGAAAAUGGGGGCGGCGGAGGGUAUGCACGGAGCUGAAGCUUUGUGGCGGUGGUGGGGGGCAAUAUGAGUGCAUAUGUCGGCCAAGUUUCUGGGGCUCACACUGCGGCUUUGGGCCCCUCUGCAACCUGCAGCAAAAUACCUGCCACAACGGAGCCACCUGCCGUCACGUGGGCUCUGUGUCGUUUUCGUGCUUGUGUCCUCCCGGGUUUUCUGGGACACUCUGUGAGCAGCCGCAGCCAGUGAUUGCAGGCUGCGCGUCAGACGACUGUGUGCUGCAGUGCCCUUACGAGUCGGGCAACCAGCAGUGCUCGUGCGGCGUCCCGCACCGCAUCGUAAGAGAAAGGGCACAUUACGAAGUUACUGUACGUAUUGCGAACCUAACGGCUCUGCGGGAAACCUACAGUUCCUCUGUGGAGUUGGUCUUGCGUUCACGUAUGGAAAAGUAUCUCCGAAACAUCAACAUCUCUUAUCUGGAAGAUCUGCAGGUGAACAUAACGCCAGCAGCGGAGGUGGUGUUCCACUUCUUCGGAGGCAAGUCGGACGGGCGGAAGGUGCGCGAGGCGAUGAACCGGCUGGUGGAGCGCGGCCGCCUGGCCGACGUGCCGCUCGUACGCACCGCACUCGCCUUCCGGCAGGAGCCGACGCUGCUGCUGCAGCGUAACGUCAAGCACCUGCACAUCGGGCAAGUACGGAAGAGCAGAGUGGGCUGUGAGAUAACGCUGACGGACCCCUCUCUAGGACGACACCGAGACAGGAGCGGCCUCUACACGAAGAGAAUAUAAGCGCCGCGCCACCUAGCCGCAGCCUCCCACUUGUCUCUCCCAUCCUUUCCUACCCCCGUCCGCUGCCACGCCUGUACUACUGCAUCCCAGCCGCUCUCCAUCUUACCACACUCCAUAACCUCGCCCAAGGUGGCUUCCGUUAACUCCCCCUCCCUGAUGAUGCCCUCGUCCUCUCCAUCUACCCCUCCUACCAGCUUUGAUCCUCCCCUU